AUGUUGCGCCGCGAAUGGCGUCAACUAUCUCGGCCCGAGCAGCAAGCAUACCUCUCAGCAGUUCAGUGUCUCGAGAGACGUCCCUCAAUUCUCCUCCCGAGCCACGGUAGGAAUUAUUCAUCGCGUUAUGACGACUUCGUUCUCGCACAUGGCCUCGCCGGCGACGUAGCACACUACGCAGCCGCCUUCCUGCCUUGGCACCGUAUGUUUGUGCACGUCUAUGAAACCACGCUUCGAUCCGAGUGCGGGUACCAAGGUGCUCAGCCCUACUGGGACUGGACACUCGACUCGGCCAGCCUGUCUGCGGCACCGGUCUGGGAUGCCGUCAACGGCUUCGGCGGCGACGGCGCGGCCUGGCUCCCCAACACGCCACGCAUCAUUCACGGUCGUUGUGUCGUAGAUGGGCCGUUCGCGGGCGCGACAAGGGCCUGGCGCGUCGAUAGUCGGGGUGACAAGAGACAAACUGUCCGGGAUGUGCACUGCCUUAGCCGCGGCUUCGCAUCGGCUCACGACGACGACGUGGACCCGGCCAUGCUUGAGCGCAUGCACUCGUAUGUAUCACCUACGCACGUGGAGGCAACGCUCGCGCAGACGGAUUUUGAAGGAUUCCUCCGCGCGUUCGAGAACGGGGCACACAAUGCCAUUCCGCAGUUUGUCCGAGGCGACUGGAUGACCUUCUCGGCGCCCAACGAUCCGGUCUUUUUUCUACACCACACCCAGGUUGAUCGGCUGUGGUGGAUGUGGCAGAUGAGAGACCCAAUGACGCGCUUUAGGGAGUAUCAUGGGCCCACCGAAGACUUUCGGCAUCACCAUCAGAGGAGAAGUGCCGGAGGGGCCAGUGAUGUGGAUGUGCUGCCUAUGGGCGGCUUGAUCAGUGAUGGACGGGUCAGGGAUUAUUUAGACACGAGGCAGGGGGGUCUUUGUUACAUUUACUAA
Colletotrichum karsti is the source of this 936-nucleotide messenger RNA. Its product is annotated as tyrosinase central domain containing protein. Bases 1 to 936 code for a protein of 311 amino acids. Gene Ontology annotation, molecular function: oxidoreductase activity. The transcript has a single exon. The record is from RefSeq and is a predicted model, not a curated record. NCBI's taxonomy places the organism in Eukaryota, Fungi, Ascomycota, Sordariomycetes, Glomerellales, Glomerellaceae.